UUUAUUCCCCCCUCAUUAUUCCUCUGCUAACCAAUUCAUUUCCAGAGUUUGCACUUAAGAAGCAAUGGGGAAAACCAACAAUCUUUCAACUCUAUUAUUUAAGUGCUGCUUUUGUGAUUUCUUGAAGGUGAAGAUGCUCACUGCAACAUCCAUUAAUUUCUUCUACCUUGGCCUGUGUUUGCUCACAUUAACCAGCUCAUCUGUUGCUGCUGCUGGCCAAGAAACACUUUGUGGUGCUGAGUUGGUUGAUGCUCUUCAAUUUGUCUGUGGAGAAAGAGGCUUUUAUUUCAGUAAACCAGCAGGUUAUGGAAGCAAUAGACGUUCCUCUUCUACUAGGGGAAUAGUGGAUGAAUGCUGUUUUCAGAGCUGUGACCUGAUACGGCUGGAGAUGUACUGUGCUCCUGUCAAGCCACCUAAAUCUGCACGAUCUCUACGUGCUCAGCGACACACUGAUAUGCCUAAAGCACAAAAGGAAGUGCACUUGAAGAAUACAAGUAGAGGAAGCACAGGAAACAAGAACUACAGAAUGUAAGAAAAUUCCACCCGUAAGAGUGAAGAAUGAAUGUGCCACCUGCAGGAUACUUUGCUGUAAAUAGUCAGACAUUGGACAAAGCUAGAGUUCAAUAAGUUUGAUGAAUUCUCCACUAAUGGGCAUUCUCCCUAGGAACAAUGCAUAUCAACAGAAAGC
Protobothrops mucrosquamatus (brown spotted pit viper) is the source of this 688-nucleotide messenger RNA. RefSeq names its product insulin like growth factor 1 (gene IGF1). The record is from RefSeq and is a predicted model, not a curated record. Gene Ontology annotation, cellular component: extracellular region. The transcript is spliced from 4 exons. Gene Ontology annotation, molecular function: hormone activity; growth factor activity. NCBI's taxonomy places the organism in Eukaryota, Metazoa, Chordata, Lepidosauria, Squamata, Viperidae. Bases 65 to 532 code for a protein of 155 amino acids.